Messenger RNA from Nicotiana attenuata, 1006 nucleotides. Its product is annotated as protein LIGHT-DEPENDENT SHORT HYPOCOTYLS 10-like. Gene Ontology annotation, cellular component: nucleus. The transcript has a single exon. Gene Ontology annotation, biological process: mRNA transcription; response to light stimulus. The coding region runs from base 265 to 855 and encodes 196 amino acids. The record is from RefSeq and is a predicted model, not a curated record. Lineage: Eukaryota; Viridiplantae; Streptophyta; Magnoliopsida; Solanales; Solanaceae.
GAAGGAAGAAAAAGAGAAGCUAAAAUACUUUACUAGGACCCAUUCAUUGUCUCCUUGGUACCCCAUGAUAUGAUUUCCAUCUUUCUCAGCUGCAAUUCUACUCAACUCUUUCUUCUCCCUCCAUAUUAUUUUCCCUUAUCUUAGUAUAAACAAUUCAAUCAAAUUUCUGCCUGAAAUGAUAACUUGCUCCCUAAAUCUUUAUCAAGCAUAUUGAUUUGAAAAAAAAUUAAAAAAAUUGUCAACCUAGGUUUUACAAACUACAACAUGCAAGCUAUGAUGUCAAAUGGUCAUAGAAGAGUCGAAGAAGGAGAAGGAUCAUCAUCAAGAUCAUCAACUACUGUAACCCUAGCACCAUCUGAUCACCAUCGUCAGCUACCACCGCCGCCCCAACUGAGCAGGUACGAGUCUCAAAAACGUCGCGAUUGGAAUACUUUUGGACAGUACUUGAAAAACCUAAGGCCACCAAUUCCUUUAUCCCAGUGCAACUAUAACCAUGUACUAGAAUUUCUCCGAUACCUAGAUCAAUUCGGAAAAACUAAGGUGCAUUUACAUGGUUGCCCUUUUUUCGGGCAACCAGAGCCACCAGGACCCUGUGCUUGUCCUCUCAGACAAGCAUGGGGUAGCCUAGAUGCACUCAUUGGUCGGCUUAGAGCUGCCUAUGAAGAAAACGGUGGUUUGCCCGAGAAUAAUCCUUUUGCAAGUGGUUCUAUACGUAUUUAUCUUCGUGAGGUAAGGGAUUUUCAAGCUAAAGCAAGAGGAAUUUCUUAUAAGAAAAAAAAGAAGAAGAGGAAGUUGCAAAUUAAUGCAAGUACAAAUGUUGAGCCAACUGCAACAUUUCAGCUGCAAUCUUCUUGAAUUGUUUUGGCAGCUUCUGAAGGAACAAGCAAAAGGUAGUUAAAAUAUGUUACUAUGUGUUUUUCAAUAAGAGGAUAUUGCUUUGUUCUUUUUACAAAUAUGUGUCUCAGUUUUUUGAUACCAUGAAGGAUAACUUCAUGAUGUGAACAUG